Macadamia integrifolia is the source of this 3105-nucleotide messenger RNA. RefSeq lists its product as uncharacterized. Lineage: Eukaryota; Viridiplantae; Streptophyta; Magnoliopsida; Proteales; Proteaceae. Gene Ontology annotation, molecular function: zinc ion binding. The record is from RefSeq and is a predicted model, not a curated record. Bases 215 to 2755 code for a protein of 846 amino acids. The transcript has 10 exons.
UAAGGGUUCAGAGGGGCAGGAAGGAGAUUCAUGUAUGGCUCCAUCCCCUCUGGAUGUGACCAUCAUUAGUUCUACUUCGAGGCUUCUGGCAUUGUUGGAUCUCUCCGAAGAACAAAAGGAGAUUUUUUUUUUCUUAGCGGAUCUAUGGAUUAUUGGUAUAUUUUAAUUUGUUGGUUUUCCUGAGAAAGCUGAUGAUGAGUAACAAUUUCAGAAUAUGGAGGAUAUGGACAUGGUAGCGGAUGUUCCUGACACUCCCGAUAGAUUGGCAAUCCGUAAGAAUGGGAGGGGAGGUGGUGAAAAGGAAAUUACUUCAUCGGUAGCUGGUAAUUCAAAAGAUUCUGAGUUGCUGAGUAGAGGGGUCCCCAGUGGACUAAGGGGCCAUGGCAAGCUGUUCACAGGAAAUGGAAACAACAAAAGAUUUUGUACUCGGCCUUCGGAAAAACUAAAUAUUCAUAAUGGAAUUAAGCGAGGCAGUUCACCAAACUCAUUUGAUAACACUUAUGUUUUCAAAGCUCAUCUCUGCAGGAGUUUGGUACACCAUAACCCCAGGCUGGAGUCUGAACCAUCUGCACUGCCUAAACAUUCAGAACUUGUGCCUUCUAGUUCUUGCGGUCAUAGAGGUGAUAGAGCCAAACUUGGUGCUGACUGUUCUGGCAUUGCUGAAGUAUUGGCUCCUGAUUGUCGAAUUCAAGAUGGAAAUAAUAGAAAAGUAAUUGAUUUGUCAAGCCCGAAAAUUAAUGGUGGAGAUACAAGAAGGAAGAUGGUUGCAGGUAAUAUUAACUUAGAUAGAGGAAAAGGCUUGUGCACUGAAAUUCCUUCUAGACAUUCUGCUUGCUUAAACAAGAAUGGUGUUCUGAAUUUGACUGGACAACAUGAGCAUACAGGAAUACCUGAAAGGGCAUGUGGCAAAUUAGGAGAUUUUAUGGCUGAAGAGGUGAGAGGAGGCUCAAUAGCAGCCAAUGGUUUUUCCUCUUUACAUCCUGUUACAAAUUCUUCAAGAGCACCCAGCAAUGGCUGCAAAGGGAAAUCAAAAAUAGAUGAUACCUGUAUUUUUACAGCCGUGGCUUCGGAUCACACGAGAAGUUUUGAUCUGAAUCAUGAUUCUCAACCAAAUACCAGAGAGAUGACGUUAGAAUCUCUGCAACCUAUAAUGUCACCAAGGAGAACAGGGCAAAAAAGGCUUGUACGCAAUGGGUGUAUCUCUCCAUUUAAUAUCGCAAGGGCUAAACAAACUUCUGAGAACCAUUGUAAGAGUUCUGUGGAUGUUGAACAGACUGAUGUUGGUAGAGUGAUCACCAAUGUGGAGGCUCCAUCAUGUCAAAAAAACAUUCUUAGCCCUGAUUCUGAAAGCAACCAGGCUGAUGUAGUGAAAGGAAAAAGGGUAAUGAGAGAUGCAAAUCCAACAGAUGAGCAUGAUGUGGAAGGCAUGCACUUGCCGAGUAGAGGUUCUCUAAUUCAUAUGGAAGAGGAUAUCGGAAUCAGAGCUGGCAGCGGUAAUGCUUUCAGAUGCUUUGAAGGUAUUGGUGGUUGGAGAAGCACCCGUAGUCGUUCCAAAAUGCCAUCUGCACUGGCAUAUGAUGAGGUUGUGUGCCCUUCCAGAAGUGAUCAGAGACAUGUCAACAGAACAGAAAAUAGGGAUCAUAUGGGUGCAGUAAAUAAUAGCUCCACAAGCGACUUUGUUGAAAUUACUGAUCGGUACUCUCUUCAGCAAAAUCCUAAUUCGCUUUCUAGUGUUCUGUCUGAGUCGGACAGAGUUAAUGGACAACAACGUGGAGCAAACAAGCUAAUGAGAAGGCAGAAGAAACAGGGCUCAACUCGCAGUAAUGUUGGUCAAUGCUCUACUUCUACUCCUGAUGAUUCAGGCAUUGCUCAUCUCUUGUCAUCUGGGGAUCCUCUUAAUGCUCGAUCAACUAGAAGAAGAAAUCCUGAUUGCCGUGGCAACUCAGGUUCAGUUAUAGUGAUUGAUGAGUUUUCACCUGAGACAAGAGGUGGUAACUCUGUAGAUAUCAGUCAAUUGGUUGAUAAUGAUUCUGAUACUAGGGCUAGGCAACUGGAAGCUGAUGAGAUAUUGGCUCGUCAACUGCAAGAACAAUUCUAUUCUGAGUUGCCGGGAGCUGUUGGAGAGUUGGAUGCAAAUAUUGCCCGGACACUGCAGCAGGAGGAGGAUGCUCGGAAUGCAUCUCAUCGUGGGAAUCUACAUGCACCACAUCCUAGAAACCCAUCGAUGUCCCAUCUGUAUAGACAAUAUCCGUCUCGAUCUUUCCGGAACCUUUCAGUUCGGACAGCAAAUCGUGCUCAACCUCCUAGGUCUGCUAGAAUUGGGCGAUCGAGGACUAGCUCUCGUACGCUGUCAUCUGGGGGGAGGAAUCUUCAGUUUCCUCCAGAUUUGGAUUUUGAAACGAGAAUUGAUAUAUUGGAGGCAUUAGAAGCAGCAGUUGGAAACAGUAACGACAUGAGACGGGCUGGUCAUGUAUUUCAACGUGAUUUCAACGAAAAUGACUACGAGGUACUUUUGGCCCUUGAUGAGAACAAUCACCAGCAUGGUGGUGCAUCUGCACAUCAAAUUAAUAGUUUGCCACAGUCAACUGUCCAGACUGUGAACUUUGAUGAAGCUUGUGCAAUCUGCCUCGAAACCCCGAGCACUGGAGAUAUAAUUCGUCACCUUCCUUGCUUGCACAAAUUUCAUAAAGAUUGUAUCGAUCCGUGGCUAAGGAGAAGAACAUCAUGUCCAGUUUGCAAGUCCAGCAUCACUUGAUUUGCAUUAAAAAUUGAGUUGUUCAAGCCAUUACAUAUGUAGCACAGUUUAGACGUAAAGUUGCACGCGAAUGUGCUCAUGGCUAAACAGGUGAUCAGGAAUUCCACUCCCUAAGUUGCGAAUUGAUUGACCACAGCUGAUGGUUUGCUGUUUGUUUUAUUUUUCAAUUAUAAUUAGGUAUUGGCUUAUGGUAGUGGAAAUUGUUCUCUGAAACGGCUCUUCAAAGUCAACAUUUUAUAUUUUUUAUUGUCCAAGUAUCACGGAUCUGAAAUCCAGAAUCCUUUAUUUAUAUAUUAGAAGAUUAGCUGCUUGAAAUUGAAUACCAAAAAGAAGAAAUUAGUGACAUAAAA